UCCUACGGCGAGACAAGUAGAGUAUGUCUUCGGUGGAGGUAGGGGAUCUAUCGAAGCUGUUUCUCUGAUAUCUCAAACUUCCAUCUACAGUAUUUUCUUUUUCUUUUUUUUUUCAGAUUUCAGGUGUUGCAGUGGAAUCCAUGGACGCCCUGCCGGUGCCGGUGCCGGAGAAGCUGUCGCCGGAGACGAGGGACUGGUCGGAGCUGCCGUUGGACGCGCUCUCCGUCGUCUUCGGCAAGCUGCCGCGCCAUCGAGGUCCUCAUGGGCGCCGGCCUCGUGUGCCACUCGUGGCUCCAAGCUGCCAAGCUGCCUCACCUAUGGCGAUGCGUCGACAUGUCGCACUCGCACCCCCGGGACGUGUCGCGGAGAAAUUGCGCCAUGGCGAAGGUCGCCGUGGACCGCUCCGGCGGGAAGCUCGAGGUGUUCAAGGGGAAGAGGUUUGUUACCAAUAAUCUCCUCACCUAUGUCGCAGACAGGUCACCUUGUCUGAAGUGUCUUUACCUCGAGUCAUGCACAAGUGUCUCCAACAAAGGACUCACCGAGCUCAUCACGAAAUGUCCGAUGCUAGAGGACUUGACGCUCUACAGCUGCAGAAAUAUCGACGGCGACGUCUUCGUGGUCGCCGGCAAGGCGUGCCGUCGCAUGAAGCGUCUCCACGUACGCUGGUGCGGAGCGUUACCUGCCUACUUCGACGGCGACGAGCCGGUCGGGAUCGCGACGAUGCGCGAGCUGCGACACCUGACGCUCGAAGGCAUCGGCGUCAGCCAGGAGAAGCUGAUGGCCAUUGUCGAUGGCUGCCCUCAGCUGGAUCUCCUCCACGUGAGCGGGUGCCCCGGCCUCGCCGCCGUCGACGACGCCCUGCAAGCCAAGUGCGCCGGCAUCAAGUCGUUGACGCUUCGCCCCUACCAGGAACUGGAAGUCUGGAAGUGACCAGAUUGGGGUGAUUUUCAGCUCUCUCCUCGAGAGUUUAGAAUACACUACUAUAAAAAUGGUAAACGGUGCCGGUUGGAAAACUCUAAUAGGUGCCGGUUUUUCCAACCGGCACAAUGAAGGCGGCACAGAUGAGUGAUCCGGCACAAAUCACAUUUUCAGAACCGGCACCUUUAGACCACUCGCGAGCCAAAAAAAAAAAAAAGCUCGACACAUCGGCUCAAAUCGAGCCGAUGCAUCGAGCUCAUCCCCAAUCCCUAAUCCACGAUCAUUCGCAGAAAAGAACUUCACAGAAAUCAUUCACAAAACAUUGAUCAAAGAAAUCAUCACAGAAAAUGGUUGCUGCCGGACCGCCAGAUCCGACGGACGGAGGGCGCCGCCUCCAGGCCACCACCGCCUCUCGUCCCAUCGCCGCAUCCCCCCUCCCUUCCGCCGCCGC
Oryza sativa Japonica Group (Japanese rice) is the source of this 1369-nucleotide messenger RNA. Lineage: Eukaryota; Viridiplantae; Streptophyta; Magnoliopsida; Poales; Poaceae. The record is from RefSeq and is a predicted model, not a curated record.